Molecule: messenger RNA, 831 nt
Organism: Lactuca virosa
Lineage: Eukaryota; Viridiplantae; Streptophyta; Magnoliopsida; Asterales; Asteraceae
Source: the annotation of a GenBank genome assembly
AUGCCUGAAAUGAUCCUUUCCCUUACAAUCGCUAUUUUCUCUUCUCCCUUACCCUCUUGCCUUCUCUUUCUGUCUCACGCCUACAACCUCGUGGCCUCCUCUUCCAAUACUUCUGAGUCUGUUCUUUCAUUAAAUACUGUCAAGCAUCUAAUCACCAUCCAACUCUCCUUGUCCAACUACAUGAUGUGUAAGAACCAACUCCUACCACUUCUGACAUACCAAAAUAUGGUGGGCCGCAACGAUGGCUCCUUUUUCCUUCCUGCUGCUAUAAUCACCAAAGACGGAAUACUUAAACCAAAUCUGUCCUUUGAAACUUGGCAUGUCGCUAAUAAACGCGUUGUGAUUCUUCUCCAAGCCUCUCUCAUGGAGGAAGAUUUUUCUAAAAUUGUUGGCCUUGGUUCGACCCUCGUAUCUGAUUUUGGUCGGAAAUUUAAGUCAAUCUUUGAUCAGUUAACUGCCAUUGGUCAACCAGUUGAUGAACCUGACAAAAAUCACUUGUUUCUUUAUGCUCUUGGUGAAACAUUUGAGACUUUCUCCAACGCCAUUCGUGCCUCCCGCUACCCUUUCAAUUUCCAAGUCGAAGGACAUGAACUCUUUUUAAAAUCACUCCAUGGAUCUUCGCCACCCCCUGCAACGUUCUCCGUUGUGACUGAUAGAAAAUCCAUGACUCCCAAUCAUGGCCAUGAUGGUCGGUCAUCUCGUGGCGGAUGUAGUAGAGGCUGUCAUCCCCCUCGCUACCAACGUUUUUAUACAAAUGGGUAUUACACAAAUGCUUGCCCCAACCUUGCCUCCUUUGCCAAUAACGCUCCUGGUAUGGACUCUAAUAUUUAA